Molecule: messenger RNA, 2151 nt
Organism: Capronia coronata CBS 617.96
Lineage: Eukaryota; Fungi; Ascomycota; Eurotiomycetes; Chaetothyriales; Herpotrichiellaceae
Exons: 3
Coding region: 1-2151 (716 amino acids)
Biological process (GO): negative regulation of DNA-templated transcription
Cellular component (GO): nucleus
Molecular function (GO): metal ion binding; RNA binding
Source: RefSeq, a predicted model, not a curated record
AUGAUCUCUGACGAACAGUACGGCCUCUGUCGUUCUAUAUUAGACGACCCCGCAAUAGAAGAAGAAGAUAAAACAGAGCGCCUGGAGGAGUUGCUGAGCAAGGAGGCCGGGCUGAGCGGACAUGCCCUGGAAAAUGCAGUCCUGGAUGCCCUAUGGAAACAUCGAAAUGCCCAGCGUGGAGAGAGUUCAGAAGCUCCAUUGCGACACCAUGUCAUUCGAAAGUCUUCUCCGGCUCCAUGGCAGGUGAAUAGGGCUCCUACACCAUUGGGAUCUCCUCCUCCUCUGUCCUCCAGUCCUGCUCUCUCAGUUGGAUUCCCAGCCUCGCGCCCCAGCUUUUCCCGCCAGCGGUCCAGUGUCCACUCGCCCUUCGUUUCGCCUCGACCUUCACCACGCCUCGCCUUAGCCCAACCUAUACCACAUAGUCCCAACUUGAACGCUUAUGAAUUUUCCGAUGCUAGCCCUGCACCGGACAUUUACGGCGAUUACGGCCAUGAGAACGUGGAUUGGCUGCUGGGCGAUGAGACCGGGAGCAAUGCUUCUUCCACAGGUACAGGACAUCUGAGUGCUGCGGCUCCGGAAUGGGUGCCUCAGCCUGACAUGAGCCCUUAUGACAUUAUACGAUCUGUGUUGGGCGAUCGCAAGACUGAUGAUGAAAUUGAAGACGCUCUAAACAAGCAUUCCUACGAUUUGGGUUCCACGAUUGCUGCGUUGCUGGGAACAGACACGACCGAGGCCCAAUACACUGGGGUGCCGAACCAUGAGGCAAAGGUCCUGGUAGGCAAGUCUAUGACGGUCAACCAGGCUCGUCCUUCUACUCCGAGCACGGGAAAGAGUUCGAUUGUCUGCAAAUACUGGUUGGCCUCUGGCUCGUGUCUCCGUGCAGAUUGCCGAUUUGCUCACGACACGAGCGGUUAUAUUUGCAAGUACUGGAUGAAUGGCAACUGUCUAGCAGGCGAUGCAUGUCAAUUCUCGCAUGAUCCAACGCUUUUGAUCAACCACCUCUCCGUUGCCGACGCUGCUCCUACUCAGAGCCUCCCACUGUCAGACCAGAAUGAUCAAUUUCCCAGCCUCUCCAGCCCAAACGUCAGGAGUGCUCUUCAGGCUGGUCUUGCAGCAGGGAAUACUUUCGUGCCCUCCAAUCAGAGGAGCCGAAGUGCUCUGGGCAACCUUACUCCCGGUUCUCGGCCUCAUUCCAGACCCAACUCGCGGCAUCAGAAUCGUCCAGAGAUGCCCUCCUCAUUAUCGAUGGACGAUCCAGAAGCCUUUCCAAGUCUUGGGUCUCUGAGUUCCAAGCGAGGCGCAAAGCUCUUUGGUCAACGGUCCAGGCAUGGCCCCGGGAGUAUGGAGAAGGAGGUCCCGUCUUCGCUGGCAGACGUUGUGCGGAUGUCGCCGUCUCCGAGUCCUGCACAAAUGCGGAAACCAGACCUCAUGCGCAAAAUCAGAACUUACGGAGGAUCCGAGGGUACGGCCGCACGUAGAAUACCAGAACCCCAGCAUAUUCCAUGGUUGGAGACAGGUGCUCGGGCGAACCAGCAAUACAUGAAAUACCGGCAGGAAGCCAUCAAACAUGGAAGCAUACGCAACAAAUUCCUCCAGAGUGCCGCCCAAGCCUGGAAUCGGAAUGACGCACGUGCGGCAAAAGCGUUGUCACUGCGCGGACAAGCCGAGAACGAUGCCAUGAGGAAAGCCCACCGAGAAGCAGCCAAGGCAUUGUACGACGAGCGGAAUCAACACCUCUCGGCGCCGAUGGACGAAGACGAAGAGAUGUACAUAGAUCUUCACGGUCUUCAUCCGGAGGAAGCCGUUGAGUAUCUGGAAAACAUUCUAGUGGCCCAAUCGAAGCGUGGAAGGAGGAUCAUAUAUGCUAUCACAGGCACCGGCCAUCACAGCAAGAACGGCAAAGACAAAGUCGGCAAAGGCGUGCGCAAUUGGUUGAAUGAGUGGGGAUACACGUUCCGCGAGUUCAGCGUGCCUGGUGAGCGAGGUGGUUACAUUGGUGGUGUGCUCGGCAUUGAUAUCACGAGCCAUAGACGGCAGCCCGUCUCGGCAGAAGGCUCAAAAGGAGAAGAGGAGACGUCGCCGACCCCAGUCGUUGCUACAGCGGUUGGCAGCAAGAUUCAGGUGCUCAAGCGCGAAGAAGUACCCGCGUGA